AUGACAGACUAUGCAGGGGAGCAGGAGAUGGAGCUGGAGGCGCUCGAGGCCAUCCUAAUGGAUGACCUGUCAGAGUACGAGGGCAUGCUGCCGCCAGGCUGGACAACCCACGGGCAGACGUACAAGGUCCAUAUUCGGCCAACUGAGGAGAUGGAUGGCGACGACGGCGGCGCUGGCGAUGACGAGCUAGAGCUGGAGCUUCUCUUUGCGCACACGCCGCAGUACCCGGACGAGGCGCCCUGCCUCAAGCCCCGCAGCGUCAGAGGCCUCAGCGACGCCGACAUCCGCGCUCUCCAGUCAACCUUGGACGCCGUCGUCCAAGAGAACCUCGGCAUGGCGAUGAUCUACAACCUCGUGACCACGAGCCAGGAGUGGCUCGCGCAGCGGCUGCGGCAGGCGGCGGGGCCGGACCCGGAGGCGGAGCGGAAGCGGGCGGACGCGGAGGAGGAGGCGCGGCACGCGGCGAUGCGGGCGCACGGCCACCAAGUCACGGUGGAGACCUUCCUAGCCUGGAAGAAGAAAUUCGACGCAGAGAUGGCCGCCCAAAAGGCGGCCGUGGCGGCGGCGGACGGCGGCGGCAAGGGCGGCGGCGGUGGGGCCAUGGGCGGCGGCGGGGAGGCGCGUAUCACGGGCAAGGCUUGGUUCCUGCGGCAGGCGGCGGCGGGCGAGGCGCUGUCUGGCAGCGAGGAGGAGGACGGCGAGGAGAGCGCCGACUUCGAUGCCGGGGCGGGGGCGCAGAGCAGAAGCGCUGACGACGACGAGGACGACGAUGAGGACUACGAUUUUGAGGAUGACGAGGAUGAGGAUGACGAGGACAUGCUGGAGCAGCUGCUCGCUGAGAAGGCGGCCGGGAAGUGA
This is a messenger RNA of Monoraphidium neglectum, 858 nucleotides long. RefSeq lists its product as hypothetical. Gene Ontology annotation, molecular function: protein binding. Bases 1 to 858 code for a protein of 285 amino acids. NCBI's taxonomy places the organism in Eukaryota, Viridiplantae, Chlorophyta, Chlorophyceae, Sphaeropleales, Selenastraceae. The transcript is spliced from 3 exons. Gene Ontology annotation, biological process: cytoplasmic translation. The record is from RefSeq and is a predicted model, not a curated record.